Messenger RNA from Thamnophis elegans (Western terrestrial garter snake), 1632 nucleotides. It is a transcript of the gene OTC, whose product is annotated as ornithine carbamoyltransferase. Gene Ontology annotation, cellular component: mitochondrion. Gene Ontology annotation, biological process: L-citrulline biosynthetic process. The record is from RefSeq and is a predicted model, not a curated record. Gene Ontology annotation, molecular function: ornithine carbamoyltransferase activity; amino acid binding. Lineage: Eukaryota; Metazoa; Chordata; Lepidosauria; Squamata; Natricidae.
AUGGAACGUGUGCACGAGACCUUGGGGAGGUUCCAGGAAAAAGGACUCAAAGUAAACCCUAAUAAAUGCAAAAUCGGCGUAAGGCAGGAAGAGUUCUUGGACUACCUAAUUGAUGGGUCGGGCACUCACCCGACCAACAGCAAGGUGAAAACCAUUAAGAACUCCCCAACCCCGAAGAAUAGGGCAAAACUGCAAGUCUUCUUGGGACUGUUAAAUUUCUACAGCAUUUUUUUACAACAGAAGGCCACCGUUUCUGAGCCGCUCCACAACCUCCUGGGGAAGAUGAUGCCGUGGACCUGGGGACAGAGGGAAGACCAAGCAUUUGCAGCAGUUAAAGACCUCCUCUCAUCCAACAGCUUUCUGAUUAAAUACAACCACACAUUGCCAGUCUGGAUAACUUGUGACACUUCCCCUUUUGGAGUUGGGGCGGUCCUCAGCCACCGCCUACCAGAUGGAAUGGAAGCACCGAUAACAUAUUAUUCAAAGACCCUGUCACCGGCUGAGCGCAACUACAGCCAAAUUGAUAAAGAGGCCUUGGCCGUGGUGGCAGGAAUCAAGCGGUUCCACAAAUCUCAGAAGUCUCCUUGGUUUAUUGAGGUGUUUCAGGAAAUCAAGCAGGUAAAGAGACACUUAGAGCACAAUUCUAAACAUGGGCAACCUAUUGAAACUUCCACUAAGUUAAAAGGCCAGGACCUCUUAACCCUACAAAACUAUACACCUGACGAAAUCAAAUAUUUGCUUUGGGUAGCAUCAGAUUUGAAAAACAGAAUCAAAUACAAAAAAGAGAAUUUACCUUUAUUACAAGGCAAAUCUUUGGCCCUGAUUUUUGAGAAAAGAAGCACAAGAACUAGAUUAUCUAUUGAGACAGGAUUUGCACUUCUUGGAGGACAUCCAUGUUUCCUUACAUUACAAGAUAUACAUCUGGGUAUCAAUGAAAGCAUCUCCGACACAGCAUGGGUACUGUCAACCAUGACAGAUGCAAUCUUGGCCAGAGUAUAUAAACAUUGCGACCUAAUCACACUUGCAGAAGAAGCCGCAAUCCCAGUGAUAAAUGGGUUGUCUGAUUUUGAUCAUCCUAUCCAGAUUUUAGCUGAUUAUCUUACACUCCAGGAACAUUAUAGGUCCUUGAAUGGAUUGACCCUCAGUUGGAUAGGUGAUGGAAACAAUGUUCUAAACUCUAUUCUGUUAAGUGCUGCUAAAUUUGGGAUGAAUCUUCAUGUUGCUACUCCAAAGGGUUUUGAACCAAAUUCCACUGUAAUCAAAAUAGCUGAAGAAUAUUCUAUAAAGUAUGGCACCAAAUUGCUUCUGACAACUAACCCAUUGGAAGCUGCCAAGGGGGCCAAUGUUUUAAUUACAGACACAUGGAUAAGUAUGGGGCAAGAAGAAGAGAAACAAAAGAGAUUAAAGGCUUUCCAAGGUUAUCAAAUAACAAUGGAGACUGCACAAGAAGCUGCUUCUGAUUGGACUUUCUUACACUGCUUACCCAGAAAGCCAGAAGAAGUUAACAAUGAAGUUUAUUCUCCAAAGUCACUAGUUUUUCAAGAGACUGAAAACAGGAAAUGGACUAUUAUGGCUGUCAUGGUUUCCCUGCUGACAGACUAUUCACCACAGAUGCAAAUGCCUAAAUUUUGA